Molecule: messenger RNA, 2567 nt
Organism: Telopea speciosissima
Lineage: Eukaryota; Viridiplantae; Streptophyta; Magnoliopsida; Proteales; Proteaceae
Product: probable pectin methyltransferase QUA2
Exons: 9
Coding region: 64-2166 (700 amino acids)
Cellular component (GO): cytoplasm
Molecular function (GO): methyltransferase activity
Source: RefSeq, a predicted model, not a curated record
UGAGAUUAUGUGUGAUGCCGUAAGUUAAGGACCUUGAAUUCAGGGUUUAUUCAAGGUUGGGCGAUGUCUCGGCCGCUUCAUCGUGGUGUCUCCGGUUGCAGGAUUGCAGACAGUAGCCAUUAUUCCUGGGACUCUCAGAUGAAAAAUAGAAAUGAGAAAGAGGAUGGGUAUAGGAAUCGCUCUUCUCCUACUUCUCCUUCUCCUGAUCAAAAGCCUCUGUCAUUGCGUGUCCUUGUUAAUUUAAUUUUUGGGCACAAUUCUUCUCCCAAGUCCGGGUUCAGUGAGAAUGGUUUUGGAUCUGAUCCCUUCAACAUGGGAACUUCACGAAGCCGACACUACCUGACCCUGCUGUUUCUCAAGUUCAGUUUAGUUCUGAUUGUGAUUCUUGCUCUUUCUGGUUCUCUUUGGUGGACGAUUACCAUUUCAACAUCCUCGAGAGGUUACAUCCUUAAGGGUUAUAGGCGGCUCCAAGAAAAACUCAUCUCUGACCUUGCAGAUAUCGGGGACUUUUCUCUUGGUCCGAGGUUGAAGGAGGUGGAAUACUGUUCAGAGGAGUUUGAGAACCAUGUUCCUUGCUUUAAUAUUUCUGAUAAUCUUGCUUUGGGUUAUUCUGAUGGCAACGAGUAUGGCCGUCAAUGUGAGCCUGAAUCCAAGCAGAGCUGCUUAGUGCUUCCACCUAGGAAUUACAGAGUUCCUCUUAGGUGGCCUACUGGAAGAGACGUCAUAUGGAGUGCAAAUGUGAAAAUUACUGCGCAAGAAGUUCUUUCCUCUGGAAGUUUGACUAAAAGGAUGAUGAUGUUGGAGGAAGAUCAGAUAUCCUUCCGUUCUGACUCUCUCUUGUUUGAUGGAGUUGAAGAUUACUCCCAUCAAAUCGCUGAAAUGAUUGGGCUGAGGAAUGAAUCUAAUUUCGUUCAGGCUGGAGUUAGGACCAUCUUGGACAUAGGGUGUGGUUAUGGUAGCUUUGGAGCACAUCUCUUUUCAAAGCAACUACUGACCAUGUGCAUUGCAAACUAUGAGGCCUCAGGCAGUCAAGUCCAAAUAACUUUAGAAAGAGGUCUUCCUGCUAUGAUUGGUUCUUUUACUUCAAAACAAUUGCCAUAUCCUUCUCUUUCGUUUGAUAUGUUGCAUUGUGCACGAUGUGGUAUCGACUGGGAUCAGAAAGAUGGUAUUUUCUUGGUUGAAAUUGAUAGAGUUUUGAAACCUGGUGGAUACUUUGUCUGGACUUCACCAGUUACUAAUGCUCACAUGUCACUUCGCAACAAAGUGAACAAAAAAAAAUGGACAUUUGUUCUCAACUUUGCAGAAAAUCUCUGCUGGGAGAUGUUGUCACAGCAAGAUGAAACUGUUGUAUGGAAAAAGACGAGUAAAAGAAGCUGUUAUGCUUCUCGGAAGUCUAGUUCAGGCCCUCCCAUCUGCAGUAAAGUCCACGAUAUUGAAUCUCCUUAUUAUAAACCACUACAGUCAUGUAUAGCUGGAACUCACAGCCACCGCUGGAUUCCUAUAGAAUCACGGACUACAUGGCCAUCCAGGGUUCAUGUAAACUCGAAUGAACUUGAAAUUCAUGGUAUCCAUUCAGAAGAUUUUGUUGAGGAUUCCCUGAACUGGAACUCAGCGGUUCGUAACUAUUGGUCUCUGCUUUCACCCCUGAUAUUCUCAGAUCAUCCUAAGAGACCUGGUGAUGAGGAUCCUUCCCCACCUUAUAACAUGCUAAGGAAUGUGCUGGACAUGAAUGCCCGGUUUGGAGGGUUUAAUUCUGCUUUAUUGGAAGAAGGGAAAACUGUGUGGGUCAUGAAUGUAGUUCCAAGAAGCGGAUCAAACUAUCUCCCUCUAAUUCUUGAUAGGGGAUUUGUUGGGGUAUUGCAUGACUGGUGUGAAGCAUUUCCAACAUACCCAAGAACUUAUGAUAUGGUUCAUGCUGAAGGCCUACUAUCUCUAGAAACCAGUCAGCAGCAAAGGUGCACUAUGCUUGAUUUAUUCAUAGAGAUAGAUCGUCUCCUUCGCCCAGAGGGUUGGGUGAUAUUCCGAGACACAUCUCCUCUCAUUGAAUCGGUCAGAGCAAUUGCAACACGCCUAAAAUGGGAUGCUCGGGUGGUGGAGAUUGAGAGUAACAGCAAUGAGAGGCUCCUUGUUUGUCAGAAACCUUUCUUCAAGAGACUUCAAAAGUAGAUUCGAAUUUGAAGUGAAGCCUGUGAAGGGUUAUAUCAUAAUUUUUAUUAAUUUUGGAUGUCCUUAUACCACCAUAAAGGUCUGCAAACAGCGAUCUUGAAGAUUUUGAACACAGAGGUACAAAAAUGCUGAAAAGGAGAGGAAACAGCACAGAAACACGGUCACAAACUCCUAUGGAACCACAAGGUGUUCAUAGGGCCAUGUAAUUAUAGAAAAGAAAAGGCAAAAAAGGGGGUAAGGGAAGAUGAUCAUAGGACAAUUUUUUUUUUCUUUUUUAAUUUUCAAGUAAUGUCUCAUUAAUCAUUAUAAGAAUACAACCAUAUGAUGAUUUAUGUGGUUGAGAAAAUGAAUAAAAAAGUGAUGCUCAAUGUGGUAUAAUGGAUAUGCAUUUAUGAAGAAAU